Messenger RNA from Musa acuminata AAA Group (dessert banana), 1293 nucleotides. Its product is annotated as protein IQ-DOMAIN 19-like. The record is from RefSeq and is a predicted model, not a curated record. Gene Ontology annotation, molecular function: protein binding. The transcript is spliced from 3 exons. NCBI's taxonomy places the organism in Eukaryota, Viridiplantae, Streptophyta, Magnoliopsida, Zingiberales, Musaceae. Bases 1 to 1293 code for a protein of 430 amino acids.
AUGUGGAAGACAGGCAAAUGGCUCAGGAGCUUCUUGACGGGGAAGAAGGAUGGAAAGAAAGAGAAAGAUGAAUCAUUUUCCUCUCCAUUGCCAAUCAAUAGUCAGUCAUCACCAAUCUCAGUGCCUGCUCCCAAGGAGAAAAGGAGAUGGAGAUAUCCGAGAUGGGCAGGUGCAGGGAAGAGUUUAAGUUCACAAGAACUGAGCACAAGUGUGCCACCACUUCAGAGGCUGUCGGAGGCUGCGAUUGACAAUAAAAGGCAUGCAAUGGCUGUUGCAGUGGCCACAGCUGCAGCUGCUGAUGCUGCUGUUGCUGUGGCACAGGCAGCAGCAGCUGUAGUACGCCUCACAACCGCUGCCACUAAACAAAAAGCCAGUGCUGUCAAGGAAGAUGCAGCUACCAAAAUUCAGUCUGCUUUUCGUGCCUACCUGGCAAGAAAAGCUCUGUGUGCAUUGAGAGGCCUGGUAAAGCUGCAAGCUUUGGUAAGAGGACACCUUGUCAGGAAGCAAGCUGCUGCUACUCUUCGUUGCAUGCAGGCUCUAGUGAUAGCUCAAGAGCGAGCUCGAGCCCGGAGGAUCCGCAUGGCUGAAGAGUCACAGGUUAUCCCACAGUGGCAGUCCAUCCACAGGAGAUCACCACAGCACCCACAAUCUAGACAAUCGCAUGAUAUGGAUAGAAAUUCCAACAAGAAUAUUGAGAUAGUGGAUCUGGAUCUUGGGGGAUCAAGAGGCAGUAUAAAGAGUAGAAAAAGUUAUUCAACCACAAAAACUGAAACAAAUGAGCAGCAGUUUUCUGGAUACUAUGAUCAAAAUUUUUCGCCUUCUAAUGUAGACCAGAAUCAACAGUUCUCACCUGUUCCAUCUACCUUCACGGAAAUGAGUGGUAGGGCUUACAGUGGACAUUUCGAGGAUUUCACAUUCAUAACAGCACAGAGCAGUCCCCAGUACUUAUCAGCUAUUCCAGUUCCUGAUCCAACACACUCUUAUGGUCAUCCCUUCUUUCCCAACUACAUGGCAAACACUGAAUCUUCAAGAGCUAAGGCAAGGUCACAGAGUGCACCACGCCAGCGAACUGAUACAUUUGAGCGACAAACAAGCAGGCGGAGACUAUCAACAGAAGGAAGGAACAUUCCUAGAGUUGUAAAGAUGCAGCGAUCAUCUUCCCAUGUUGGCCUGAUAAUCGAUGGGUAUCAAUAUCCUUUGUCUUUCAAGUUAGAUAGGUCCAGCAUGUCCCUCAAAGACAGUGAAUGUGGUUCAACGAGCACUGUGCUAACAAAUACCAAUUACUGCAGCUGA